AAUCAGUUUUCCGUUAAAAUGCAAAAGAUCAUUGCCGUUUUGGCCUUUGCCGCUUACGGCCCGUUAGUUUUCGUGGCGGCACAAAAGUGCCAGGAGUGUCAGAGCGGUAAUUCUGCCUACUGUUAUAGUCAGACCGCCUAUAGAAAUUGCAUGCAAAACAAUCCUAUUGGCGACAUUGUGUCCUGUGGCAGCGGCUACGUUUGCAGCAACACCGAGGAAGUGUGCGUGAUGAGUCAUUUUGUGGAUGGAUCUAGUGUGCUGGACGUAUGCGGUGCAGCCGGCGCCAAUAACGGUGAAAACUGUGAGGUCUGCAGCGGCAGCAACAAGUACAGCUGCGUCAGUGAGACCCAAUUUGUAAGAUGUGUAGAUCAGCAGGUAUCCACCGCCAAUGUUUACAGCUGUGACACCGAUGAGAUUUGUGUGAUUGAGGCCCUCGCCACCCACGGCACCCUCUGUGUGCCCACCAUUGUCGCCACUUUCCUGAACGAGUCGGCAACGUGCAGCAAUAGUGAGUAUGUGGCACCCCCAAACCCAACGGUACCCACUAUGCAAGAACAGGUGAAGGCCUGCAAAGAGGCAGGUGAACUACCUCCCAAUUCGAACAACCUUUCCUUCUUUACGGGAUACACCAACGACGCAACAUGCAAUAGCUAUCUCUACUGCGAGAAGGUCAGUAGCGUCACGUGGAUUGCCAUCCUAUAUAACUGCGAUGGGGCAGAACCAUUCUUCGACUCGGCCUCCUCCAGAUGUGUGUCCAUUCGACCGGCGGACUGCGCAGCAACAACUACGAGUAGACCGCAGGAACAGAAAACUUCUUCCACUGCAUUGUCAACGGAAGCUUCAUCUACCGCAGGAUCUACCACCAGUAUUCCGCAGGAACCAACAGAGUCUUCCACCAGCUCUAACUCCGAAGCGUCUUCUGAAGAUCCUUCUACCACAGGAUCUACAACUAGUACUCCACAGGAGCCAACAGAGUCUUCCACAAGUUCAAUCUCCGAAGCGUCUUCUGAAGAUUCUUCUACCCCUGGAUCUACAUCCAGUAGUCCACAGGAACCAACAGAGUCGUCCACCACUUCUAGCUCCGAAGCGUCCUCUGAAACCCCAGCUACGACAGCACCUGCAACGGAUGGUCCACAGGAACCAACAGAGUCGUCCACAACUUCUAACUACGAAGCAUCCUCUGAAGAUCCAUCUACCGCAGGAUCUACAACGAGUGAUCUACAGGACCCACCAGAGUAAAGGAGGUGAGAAAUAUUCAAAAAAUCACCGGCUUACAGUACGCAUUUGACUACAGUUCUAUUUGAAAAAUUCACACUAAUUAAAAUAAGACCAAUUACUUAUAAAAAAUUAUACAUCAACAAAUUACAUGCAAUUCACAUAAA
Molecule: messenger RNA, 1382 nt
Organism: Drosophila obscura
Lineage: Eukaryota; Metazoa; Arthropoda; Insecta; Diptera; Drosophilidae
Product: mucin-5AC-like
Exons: 3
Coding region: 19-1239 (406 amino acids)
Cellular component (GO): extracellular region
Molecular function (GO): chitin binding
Source: RefSeq, a predicted model, not a curated record